AUGCCAGACGGUCCUGUUGCCCGCCGUCACCACGUGGAGGUGCCCUGGUUACAGGCACAAGCAUUUAAGCAAGAAAUCGAUUCUGAGCCAAAAAAUUUCCUAGAAUUUGAUGAUGUCAACGUAAACAGUAAUAGAAAAGGCGUAACAUUAGAUGAAAUGUUAAAUCAAGAACAACAGUCCGAUGAUACAUUAUUGAUCUGUGUUAAAUGUCAUGAAAAAUUCAAAAAAUUCCAAAUCGCAUUAAUUAGUAGUGAAAUAAAAAAAGCAUUUACUGAGCUUGGUACAGAACACAGACGGAUUAAACAUUUUGAAAGUACAAAAUACUAUAUUGAACCCGUAGCUGAAGUAAUUGGAACUCAACGUAUAAGUAAAAAAGUUGGAGAUAAAGUAAUUUUACAUUUGAAAGAAAAAAAAGCUUAUAUAAUUCCUCUAGAUCUAACUCUAAAGAUAUUUUUAGAAAUUCCUGGAGUAUUUGAUGUAAUUUAUAAUUAUCAAAAGUCAUUAAUGCAAGAAAAAGCUAAAAAUAGUUCAAUUUUACGAAACAUUGUUCAAGGUAGCUUAUGGGACGAUCUGAGUAAAAAAUUUGACAAAAAUCAGAUUGUACUUCCUUUAUUAAUAUUUUUUGAUGACUUCGAAACCGGUAACCCUCUCGCAAGUCAUGCUGGGAAAAAUAAAAUAGGUGCCGUUUACAGUACAAUCGCUACUAUACCACCUAAUAUGUCAAGCCGGGUAGAAAAUACAUUUUUAAGCUAUUUAUUUUAUUCUGAUGAUCGGACGACAUAUGGCAAUAAAGCUAUUUUUAAGAAAUUCAUAUUAUCUUUAAAAAGUUUAGAAGAAAAUGGGAUUAACAUCUGUAUUAAUAAUCAACAACUUAAUAUUAAAUUUGUCUUGGUAGCAAUAACAGGUGAUAAUUUAGGGCUUCAUAGUAUUUUAGGCUUCUUUGAAAGCUUUAACGCUACAAAUUUUUGUAGAUUUUGUUUAAUUAAUAAAGCAGAUUCUCAAAAUCAGUUGUCAAUUAAUCCUGAAUUGAUUAGGAGCAUAGAAGAAUAUGAUAAACAUGUUAAAAAUAAAAUCAAUGUUAAAGAAUCUUGUGUAUGGCAUGACCUGCCUAAUUUUCAUGUUUAUCAAAAUCUUUCUUGUGAUGUAAUGCAUGAUCUCAUGGAGGGCAUUCAUAGAUAUUCAAUGCCUCUUAUAAUUCAUCAUUUGAUUGAAAAGCAAUAUUUUACUCUUGACGAAUUAAAUUCAAGAAUUAAAUAUUUUUUAUAUCAUAACUUAGAAGUAAGUCCAGCAUUUAUUAAUAAUAAUCAUUUAAAAAACAAAUACUUAAUAAUGUCAGCUUCUGAAAUGCUAAGCUUAGUAAGAAAUUUUUGUUUUAUUAUCGGUGAUAAAGUUGAAGAAAAAGAUGAUAUUUGGCAUUAUUAUCUUAUAUUAUUAGAAUUAACAACAUUGUUAACAUCGCAAACUUUAACGUAUGAGUUGGUAGAUUAUUUAGAAGCUUUAAUAAUUGAACACAAUGAAACGUUCAUUAGUUUGUUCAAUGAAAAUUUGAAACCAAAGCAUCAUUUACUACUCCACUAUCCUACAAUAAUAAAAAAAAUUGGACCACCGAUUUUAUAUAGUUCAUUUAAGGGUGAGACUAAACAUUCAGAAAUGAAGAAAGUUUCAGAUUCCAUCCACUGCUAUAAACAGUUGCCUUUGUCAAUUUCUAUUCGAUGUCAGCUGAAAUGCUGCUUUAGAUAUACAUGUAAAAAUGGAUUGGAUAAUGUAAUUAGUUUUAGUAAAAAUAUACAGCUACAUCAUACAAAUGGUAAUGAGUAUUCAGUUGAUUGGUAUCAAAUAAAUGGAGUAAGAUAUAAUAAAGGGAUGGUAAUAGUAAAAGAUUUUGAUGAAACAGAAGAGCCUAUACUUUUUUUAAUUGAAGACAUAUUAAUUAAUAAAAAGAACGACGAAGAUGUUACAUUUGAAUGUAUUUCACUUAAAGUAAUCAAUUUCAAUGCUCACUUUAAUGCAUAUAAUGUUGAUAAAACUAUAGAAAAAGAGUCUAUUGCGAUAGAUAAAUGUUUAUCGCAACCACUGAUGUUACGCAAUAUUUGUGAUGAGUUAUUGUUAAUAUGUUUACUAUAA
This is a messenger RNA of Cotesia glomerata, 2124 nucleotides long. RefSeq lists its product as uncharacterized. The record is from RefSeq and is a predicted model, not a curated record. NCBI's taxonomy places the organism in Eukaryota, Metazoa, Arthropoda, Insecta, Hymenoptera, Braconidae. The transcript is spliced from 4 exons. Bases 1 to 2124 code for a protein of 707 amino acids.